Molecule: messenger RNA, 2211 nt
Organism: Theobroma cacao (cacao)
Lineage: Eukaryota; Viridiplantae; Streptophyta; Magnoliopsida; Malvales; Malvaceae
Cellular component (GO): membrane
Molecular function (GO): protein binding
Source: RefSeq, a predicted model, not a curated record
UUGUCUUUUUACAUAGACUAAACUCAUUGGUUUGAGCUGUAUCUGCUGCAAGCUUACACACUUGGAAAUCAAUGGCAACCAACAACCAGAGCACAGACCAAGACACUUUCGUGCCGUUAGACGUUGAUCCCUUAUAUCAGGCUGCAGGGCGUGAUGUGUCUGACGAGUCUGCUGAGAGACCAUUCGCUCUCACGGCCGCCAUAAUCUCUGAGGAAGAGAGGAUCCGUUUUAAGUACUAUCAUCAGUUAUAUCUAGCUGCACUUAAGGGAAACUGGGAAGCUGCUAAAGGGUAUUUCCAGGAUAAUGAUCCUAAUGUAUAUACAGCAGAAAUAUCAAGUACAAGGAUGAAUGCUUUGCUUGUUGCUUCUUGUAAUGGGCAUACUAAAUUAGUUGAGAUGCUCGUAAAGCGUAUGCCUAAAGAGGCACUUGAAAAGCGUGGCCCUGGAGGCUACACGGCUCUCCAUCAUGCUGCCAUCGGCGGCCAUCUCAAGAUGGCCAAAGGCUUGAUCAGAAAAAACCCGCGAUUGACUCAAAUUACAGACAAUUCUGGGAAUACUCCACUUCUCUGUGCGGUUUUGUUGUUUUCCAGACACAAGCUGGUGCGGUACCUUGCCUCGGCAACAACAAUUGAGAAGCCUGAACGCCCCUUCAGUGGUUGUAAGGCUGGCGACCUUAUGGUUAAUCUCACUCACAUGGGAUUCCAUGAUAUAUCUCUCUAUAUAAUCCGACGUGAACCGAGCCUAGCUCUUGCGGCAAGUAGUGAGGGUGAAACUAUACUCCAAGUACUCGCUUAUGAGCCCGCACACUUUCGCAGUGGAACUAAGCUUAAUUUUUGGGAAAGAUGGAUUUAUCAAAAUUUUCCAGUACACGAUGAGGAUGACCCACUUGAAACCUCAGAUCAGGACUUGGUCGUAGAAAAACAAUCACAGACCAAUGAAGCUAAAACUCAAGUUUAUCAAGGGGUCAAAGAAGUUCUUUGGAGAAGAAGCAAAUAUUUAGUACCUUGUAUUUACAAGGUUGGAGAAAAAAAGUUGGGCCAUGAACGUGCCUGCAAGUUGGUUCAUCUUUGUUUAAAAGCUUUACUCAAUUAUAACGAACGAGAGCGGGCAAAGUAUUUCAACGAGCAGGAGAUUCUCCACUAUGCUGCCUGCUGUGGCAUCGUCGAAAUUGUGACCGCAUCUCUUCAUUAUUUUCCGGACCUGAUUUUCUCAAAACAUGGAAGAAUGAUACUAAAAAAUGCUAUUCAAUGGCGGCAAGAAAAAAUUUUCAACCUCGCAUGCAAAAGCACCGCACUUGAUAAGAUGUUGGCUACCCAGUGUUACAAGCCUUCCAUCUCACAUUUAGCAGCAGAGCUACCGACGAAUCGUCAACUCUCCGUUGAUUCUUGUGCAGCUUUGCAAAUGCAGAGAGAGGUGCAAUGGUAUAAGGCGAUAGAGAGUAUUCAGCAUCCAAGAAUGAAGCAGUUGACAUCGGCGAAAGGGAAAACGGCUUUUGAUUGUUUCUCGGAAAACCGCAAACAAAUGCGCGAGAAUGCAGAGAAAUGGAUGAAGGAUACCUCAGAUUCCUGUAUGCUUGUUUCUACUCUCAUUGCUACCGUGGCGUUUGCUGUAGCUUUUACAGUUCCUGGAGGAAACAAUGAACAAGGAAUUCCGAUUUUCCUCAACAAGACAUCAUUUAGGGUAUUUGUCUAUUCGGAUGCACUAGCACUGUUUUCAUCAGUCACUUCCAUCCUGAUGUUCCUAUCUAUCCUAACUUCAAGUUACAAAGAGGAAGACUUCCACAGGGCAUUGCCCAAGAGGAUGAUAAUCGGUCUCGCCUCCCUCUUCUUCGCCAUUGCCACCAUGAUGGUAGCUUUUGGAGCAGCUCUCGCAAUUGUACUAAGUGAGAGGCUCAAAUGGGUUUGGGGUCCAAUUAUUUUCUCGGCAUCAUUUCCGGCGACUCUGUUCAUCAUGCUGCAGCUUCCGUUGUUCAUUGAAAUGGUUCAAUCAACAUAUGGAAGCAUCUUUCAACGUGAAAAAAUAUGGAAACUGAGUGGGCAUCGAGAUGCAGCUGACCCUCUCUAUUAGCCUGAAAAUGGUUAGUGUGUACAAAUAAAUGGCUUGGAAGAUGAUUAUGAAGUCGCCAUAAAAUUAUAAAAGUUGUACUUGUUCUUUGGUGGUGUAAGUUGUGACUUCCUUUGCUUGCUUUGAUAUGCAAUGAUGAUCUUUCACC